CGCAUAUUGAACAGUCGCCCAGAUAAUGCUCUGUUUUUUAUCCAUGGGGACUUGUAUUUCUAAUGUUUCUACUUCAGUUGGGUGGCUCAAGCUCUGCAUUUUACAAUCUGCAGGGUUUACUAUUGCUUGAUCAUCUCACCUGUACCUACUGGAAAGAUACUCCCGUUCUUUAACACCGGUCUAUCCUGCCGUCAAGUACUGCACGUCCGAAUAAUCCAACGGAAGAUCUGAUCCUUCAGGCUUCUCUAUUUCUGAGAAGCACUUUGUUCAUUUUGCUGUAUUCCAAGUGUCAUCUUCAUUCUAAAUGGAGAGCCAAUCAUGCCGGUGGAGCUAGGCAGCCAUAUUCCAUCUUGACUCGUCUGUCUGUUGUUUGCUCUGUUGCCAUUUGCUCUACUGUUGCUGGCUCUAUAUUGUUGUCUUAUAUCCUGGUCUCUGUCCCAGGGAGCAGUUCUAUUCAAUUUCCCGUGUAUAAUCCAUUUGAUGCAGUCAUGGAAGAUAUUCAGGGCAGAGAUACCGUGCCACGAGCACAUGCUCAAGAACGACCAUUGAGACUGAUGGAUCUACCCACGGAACUUCAUCUACACAUUGCAUCUUACCUCACAUACCCAGAUGCGCUAGCAUUGAAGCACACAUCUCGCCAUUUCUAUUAUCUCGUAUAUACCGGCGUCCAUUUGAAAGUGGACUGGCUCGUGGAACGCUUCGAACUGAAGCUCGAAUGUCCAAUGGAGAAAUGUUCGUUCAGAACCGACGAGUCCUUCUGUAACUGGAGGAUCAGAAGGAUCAUGGAGAGAAGAAGAAGGCAUCUCGAAUGUCGAAGAACAAAAGGAGGCUGUCUCGUCAUCGGAGGCAAGACGUGUCAAAUGGACCUCGUCCCAACCUGGCUGAAGACCAAACGCUGGAAGACGGUUUUGAGACAUUGCGAAAUAUGGGGUGCUGAAGUAUUGAUUAUAUGGCUCAUAUUCGUCGUUAUCAAUCUCCUUUGGGGUCUACUCUCAAGGUGUUUCCGUCCCAUGAAUUAUACGACAUUACCAUGCGAGAGCCAUUCGGAGGGACUCCACCCCUCCCUUGAUAAGACCUGA
Messenger RNA from Paecilomyces variotii, 1079 nucleotides. RefSeq lists its product as hypothetical. The record is from RefSeq and is a predicted model, not a curated record. Lineage: Eukaryota; Fungi; Ascomycota; Eurotiomycetes; Eurotiales; Thermoascaceae. Gene Ontology annotation, molecular function: protein binding. The transcript has 3 exons. Bases 489 to 1079 code for a protein of 196 amino acids.